CCCGCGAACUCAGAACCGCACAGGACCGGCGCCGGACCGGACCGGGACACAAGAGAACAGAAGAAAACAGAGGAAAACAGAAACACCAUGACAGAAACCACCAAAACCCACGUCAUCCUGCUGUCCUGCGGCAGCUUCAACCCCAUCACCAAGGGACACAUCCAUAUGUUCGAAAAAGCCAGAGAAUAUCUGCACAAAACAGGACGCUUCAUUGUGAUCGGAGGGAUCAUCUCACCGGUGCACGACUCCUACGGAAAACCUGGUCUGGUGUCCAGCAGACAUCGUCUCACCAUGUGUCAGCUGGCUGUCCAGUCCUCAGACUGGAUCAGGGUGGACCCCUGGGAGUGUUACCAGGACACCUGGCAGACCACCUGCAGCGUGCUGGAGCAUCACCGCGACCUGAUGAAGAGAGUCACCGGCUGUAUUCUGUCCAACGUCAACACGCCGUCCACGACUCCUGUGAUUGGUCAGCCACAGAACCAGACUCCACCCAUCUACCAGAACCAAAACAACAUGAUUCACAAGCCCACCGCCAUCAAACUGUGGGGGAAGAUCAGCGAGAGUCUGGGGAAGAUCUGCUGCGUCCGCCCGCACAUCGACCGCUUCACCUUCGUUGAUGAAAACGCUAACCUGGGGACUGCGAUGCGAUACGAGGAGAUCGAGUUACGCAUCUUGCUCCUGUGUGGCAGUGAUCUCCUGGAGUCCUUCUGCAUCCCUGGCCUGUGGAAGGACAGUGAUAUGGAGGUGAUCGUGGGGGAUUUCGGGAUCGUGGUGGUUCCUCGUGACGGCGCCGACACAGAGAGGAUCAUGAAUCACUCGUCUAUUCUCCGCAAACACAAGGACAACAUCAUUGUGGUGAAAGAUGCCAUGAACCACCCGCUGUCCAUCGUCAGCUCCACCAAGAGCAGACUGGCCCUGCAGCACGGUGACGGUCAUGUUGUGGACUACCUGAGUCAGCCCGUCAUCGACUACAUCCUGCAGAGUCAGCUGUACAUCAACGCCUCGGGAUAGAGACAGCAACCAGAACCUCAUGAAAACAGGGA
Molecule: messenger RNA, 1043 nt
Organism: Toxotes jaculatrix (banded archerfish)
Lineage: Eukaryota; Metazoa; Chordata; Actinopteri; Toxotidae
Gene: nmnat2
Product: nicotinamide nucleotide adenylyltransferase 2
Exons: 11
Coding region: 88-1011 (307 amino acids)
Biological process (GO): NAD+ biosynthetic process
Cellular component (GO): Golgi apparatus
Molecular function (GO): nicotinamide-nucleotide adenylyltransferase activity; nicotinate-nucleotide adenylyltransferase activity
Source: RefSeq, a predicted model, not a curated record